AUGCGCUUUACAGAAGCAAUUGUUGCUUUUGCAGCAUGUCUGGCUCAAGUCCAGAUUGCUCAGGCAGCGUUGGCUUUCACGCAUUGGCCGUCUUCUUUGGAUGCCGGCGUCCCUACAACCUUGAACUGGGAGACUGACUCUGAUGCUCCUGUUACAAUCACCCUACGCAAAGGAGCAGCUGCGGACCUCGACACUGUCCAAGUCUUGACAAAAGAUGCAAAGGGAGGCUCUUACACAUGGACACCUGACGACUCCCUAGCACCAGGCUCAGACUAUGCCUUUCAAAUCGACCAGGAUGGGCAGGUAAACUAUUCGGGGCUUGUGUCAUUGAACAAUGACUCGCAGAGAGUCGCUACAACUUCAACUGCAAGCUCAGUUACCUCCACACAGGAGACGACAACACCAUCCCAGACGGAAACCACACCAACUCCCACUCCCACCGAUACUGCUCCCCGUGAUGAAGUGAACAGUGUUCUGCCUGGCAACAAUGCGACAACGAAUUUUACUUUGGAUGCCAACCACGACAGUAGCUCCAAUGUUUCCAGCAAGAGUGCCAUGGCGGCGGCAAUGCAGAAUGGUGGCGCACCCUUCCAGAUGGUCUCGCUUGAUCUGGUCCUUGGCAUCGUGGCUAUGGGCUUCUAUCUCGUCUGCUGA
Messenger RNA from Aspergillus niger, 654 nucleotides. RefSeq lists its product as uncharacterized. The coding region runs from base 1 to 654 and encodes 217 amino acids. The record is from RefSeq and is a predicted model, not a curated record. The transcript is spliced from 2 exons. NCBI's taxonomy places the organism in Eukaryota, Fungi, Ascomycota, Eurotiomycetes, Eurotiales, Aspergillaceae.